Molecule: messenger RNA, 2317 nt
Organism: Chilo suppressalis (striped riceborer)
Lineage: Eukaryota; Metazoa; Arthropoda; Insecta; Lepidoptera; Crambidae
Source: the annotation of a GenBank genome assembly
ACGAUAUUAAAAUUUGAGUUUUAUUUUUAUAGAUAUCUAUAAAAAAAACUUAUUAGUGUUAACAAGAUAAAUCUUGCUUUGUAAACUUCUUGAAGCUGUCAUCAUCACUGUCAAACCAUCUGUCAUAUCUUGUCAACAAAGGAAGGAGAAUGUCACGAAUUUCCUUUCCUAAAAUCACAAAAGAUUUGCGCUGAUAGCGGACGAGACGCUUGUUGCGUUAAUUUCGUGACUACUGUGCGUUCGCAGUUGCAGCCAACAUCAAUAAUUCUUAUCGCGUUUUUGCUUUUAUGUGUAUUAGACAGUCGGUAUGAAAUAAUAAAGAAAUAAACGUGAUGUACUGAAGUAAUUGUACAAAUAGUGUACUAAAGUAUAAUAAACUUGGUGUUUUUACUUGGUGUUGGGGCAAUAAAUAAGUGUUUUUAUCAUCAGUUCGUCGGGCAUAGUAUGCUGCAUAUUUUGCCUGCUGCAGCAAGAUUCCUUGACGGUUAUGGGGCGGCAGUGGACUAUCAACAAAACAUAAAACCCAAACAGAAUCAAGAAAGGGAGGCUGUGCGUAUGACGUCAUGACGAAAACUUCCCAGCGACCAUUCAAAAAAGGAACUGGCACAGAAAAUUAGAACAAUACAAAAAGAAAAAGAUAAACGAAUUCGCCAUCGUUGCGUCUCAGUUUCUAGUGUUGUGCAAAUAGAUGUGAAGCGUCGCAAACGAUAACGUUUAUUAUCGCAUUGUUAACUAAAUCCGUUGCGUUUGUUUUCGUUAACCGAUAGCGAUAGUUGACGGGCAGCGCCGGUUCGGGACGGGCGAGUCGACGAGUGUGCCACAGCUGAUAUUAAUGUUUAGAAACAUUGGUGCCGUUAAAGUGUGUUUUGAACUGUGCACGCUUACAUUGUUUAGAAGUGGUAUAACAUUUUUGUGUUAGUGUUGAAAAUGCGAUCGGAGGAAUUGUGGUGCAGCUUGGCUGCUCUGGGAUGGUUUGCGCUGGUGGGGUGCCAUGCGCCGGGCAGUGAACUGGAGUCCGUGAGGUACGGACCCGCGGAAGAGCAACGCUUCGAUACCUUCACGGUGGCAAAUAUCAACUUAACGUACGAAGAUGAGCACGGCCUUAUUUACACUGAAAUAUCAGAGUCCGGGAAGUACGGUGAAGGUUUCAUCGGGUCGGCGCGCGGCGUGGCAGUCCACAUUCGGGCCAAGGGGGAGGGGGGCGAGCGGGACCACAGCGGAUGCACGUGGCCCCUGCUGUCGGCCACUGAGGACCAGCUGCCCACCGAACCGUGGAUCGCGGUCAUAAGGAGGGGCAGCUGCAACUUUGAGAUUAAGGUGCAGAAUGCUUGGCGGGCUAAUGCUUCAGCAGUACUCGUAUACAAUGACAGGGAUACCACAUUGCUCGAGAAGAUGAAGCUGUCAACAGAUAACGGCCGCAACAUAAGCGCGGUGUUCACGUACAAAUGGAAGGGCGAGGAGAUCACGCGCCUGGUCGAGAACGGCACGCGUGUCAUGAUCGCCAUCAUCAAGGGGCGCACCUUCGCCAACGUCACCAACAAUAUCAACAAGACGUCGGUGUUAUUCGUGUCCAUCUCGUUCAUCGUGCUGAUGGUGAUCUCGCUGGCGUGGCUCGUCUUCUACUACAUCCAGCGGUUCCGAUAUAUCCACGCCAAGGACCGUCUCUCUAAAAGGUUAUGUUGUGCUGCUAAAAAAGCGCUCUCCAAAAUACCAAUUAAGAGUUUAAAGACUGAUGAUAGGGAGGUGCAAGGUGAUGGCGAGUGUUGCGCCAUUUGCAUAGAGCCUUACAAAGUGUCUGAGACGCUCAGAUCUCUACCUUGUAGACACGACUUCCACAAGAACUGCAUAGAUCCGUGGCUGCUCGAACAUCGCACCUGUCCCAUGUGCAAGAUGGACAUACUCAAAUACUAUGGCUUUGUGUACACGGGCAGUCAGGAGAGCAUCCUCCAGCUGGACGUGGAAGAGAGAAGUCGAGCUCUCUCCCCGGCGCGGGCGAGACAUCCGCUCACACUGGUAAUACACAAUCUGUCGAGUGACAACUCUUACUCGGAGGCAGGUAGCGCUCGCAGCAGUCGCGCCUCUUCGCCCGAUGAGCUCGUGCCUUCAUUACCGGCUGCAAAUGCGACACCACAUAGAUCUUGCGCGUCCUCGUUAUCUGGCGGCACGAGAGGUGAAUCCUCAAGGCAGGAGGCUUUGACCAGCUCAGAAGCCAACCGUGAGGGUUUGGACUGAGGAAAACUACCAAUCAGACACCACUGUGCCAAAUGUCCUAACUGUAACUGUGUGUGUGUUGUUGACGCGAGUGACACCCGAAUCC